Molecule: messenger RNA, 1605 nt
Organism: Geosmithia morbida
Lineage: Eukaryota; Fungi; Ascomycota; Sordariomycetes; Hypocreales; Bionectriaceae
Product: MFS transporter, SP family, solute carrier family 2 (myo-inositol transporter), member 13
Exons: 3
Coding region: 1-1605 (534 amino acids)
Biological process (GO): transmembrane transport
Cellular component (GO): membrane
Molecular function (GO): myo-inositol:proton symporter activity
Source: RefSeq, a predicted model, not a curated record
AUGGACGGACCCGAGGCACCGCUAAUUUCGGACCGCCAGCGUCACCGAGGCCUCCAGAACGACGGAGAGGAUGACGACCCGAUCGCCCCGGUGGCCGAGCUGCUGGCCAAGCCCGGGACCAAGCCCAGCGCAUUCGUGCUGCUGCUGACUCUGGCCGCGGGUAUCAGCGGAUUGCUAUUCGGAUACGAUACGGGCGUCAUCUCGGCGACUCUCGUCUCCAUCGGCACGUCCCUGUCGGGCCGCGAGCUCACGUCGCUGGACAAGUCCGUCAUCACGUCGUCGACAUCCCUCUUCGCGCUGGCAGUAUCGCCCCUAUCGUCCGUGCUGGCCGACAAGCUCGGCCGCAAGCGGGUCAUCCUAUACGCAGACGGGCUCUUCUUGGCCGGGUCGCUGGUGCAGUGCCUGAGCGGGAGCGUGGCGGCCAUGACGGCGGGGCGGUGCAUCGUGGGCGCCGGCGUGGGGGCGGCCAGCUUCGUCGUGCCCCUCUACAUCGCCGAGGUGGCGCCCUCGUCGCAGCGCGGGCGGCUGGUGACGAUGAACGUCCUCUUCAUCACGCUCGGCCAGGCGGUGGCCUACAUCGUCGGCUGGCUCUUCUCCACCUUCGGGACCCGGGCCACGGCGUGGCGGUGGAUGGUCGGGCUGGGCGGCGUCCCGGCGGCGGUGCAGGCGGCGGUGAUCGUGCUCAUGCCCGAGACACCCCGGUGGCUCGUCAAGGUGGGAAGGUCGGCGGCGGCCAAGCGCGUGAUACAGAGGGUCAAUGGCCAGGAUGGGAUGGCCAGGUCGGCCGCCGCCGACGCCGAGGCCGACGCCGAGGCCGACGCGCUCGUCGGCGAGAUCGAGAUGGAGGCACGGCAGGAGAGGCAGGCACGGCAGCUGAGGCGGCACGGCUCGCGGGCCUGGCUCGGUGACUGGCAGGAGCUGCUGAGGGAGGGCAAGAACCGCCGUGCGCUGGCCAUCGCGUGUCUCCUCCAGGGGCUCCAGCAGUUGUGCGGAUUCAACUCGCUCAUGUACUUCUCGGCCACGAUUUUCACCAUGGUCGGCUUCCGCAGCCCGACAUUGACGUCCCUCGUCGUGGCGGUGACCAACCUGAUCUUCACCACCGUCGCGUUGAGUCUGAUUGACCGCGUCGGGCGGCGACGCAUCCUCCUGCGGUCCAUCCCCUUCAUGAUCGCAGGUCUCCUGGCGGCAGCAUUCGGCUUCUCUCUCAUACCGGCGCCGUCGUCGGAGGGUCGGGACGGCAGCCGGGAAGCGCAGGCAGCGUCCGGGUUCGGCGCCCCCAUCAUCCUGGUGAGCAUCAUGGUGUACGUCGCCUCGUUCGCCCUGGGUCUGGGGAACGUGCCCUGGAUGCAGAGCGAGCUGUUCCCCCUGUCGGUGCGGUCGCUGGGCAGCGGUGUGGCCACGGCGACCAACUGGGGGUCCAACUUUGCCAUCGGGCUCACCUUCCUACCGCUCAUGGACGCGCUCACGCCCCCCUGGACGUUUGUCCUCUACGCGCUCGUGUGUGUUGGGGGCUACGUGCUCAUCUGGCGUAUAUACCCGGAGACGGCCGGGCUGUCUCUCGAGGAGGCGACGGCGCUGCUGGAGGAUGGAUGGGGGGUGAGGUGA